Molecule: messenger RNA, 3354 nt
Organism: Trypanosoma cruzi
Lineage: Eukaryota; Euglenozoa; Kinetoplastea; Trypanosomatida; Trypanosomatidae
Product: kinetoplast DNA-associated protein, putative
Exons: 1
Coding region: 1-3354 (1117 amino acids)
Molecular function (GO): protein binding
Source: RefSeq, a predicted model, not a curated record
AUGCUCAACGUUAGAAGGCUUAUUUUUUUUGCACUGCUUUUUUUGCACGGCGCCGUAUCAGAAACGGGUGUCUUUCCUCGCCGAUGUCACAUUGAUUCCAAUCAUUUUUUGGCCAAGUCUAUUUCUCGCGGUGAGUGGAUUGGCAUCGAGUACGACAUCACAUAUCUUAAGGGAAUGUGUGAUACUGACGACAGAAAUGGAAUAUUAAGUGCCAGCAUUAACGGUCGAAACAAGUCCUUGAAGGCGCGAGAAGGGUUUAUUGCUUUUGAUAAUGUGGCAACAGUGCAUUUUAAUUUGACGUCUGGUAAGAAGGGAGUGCAGCUUUUUUCCUCUCAAAUAUGCUGGAGCUCCGCAAAUUGUACUGCUCUUUGCUCCUCUGAACCCCUUGGUAUCGUUUCCUCAUGUACUGUUGGUAAUAUUAUGGAUUCAUUAGCCAUACUUCUUUUUUUUGUCGUGCCACUUUUUGUGUGCUCCUUUGCGUUGCUUGUCUGCUAUGCUCGAGUUAAAAUUUUGCGGCGACGGGGAAUGCUUGCGUUUAGGGAGCAACACCGACAGGAGGACAUUUCGCCCGCUGCAGCGUUUGAAAAGAACCGAAAACCAAGAUAUGACAACUUUGCGGAUAUAAAUCCAGCAAAUAGCGUGGAAACUGCAGUUUGUGAGGUGACGAUGGUGCAGGGCGAUGGCGAGACUACAACCCGCGAAGCCGGAGACAUGAAUGACUCUGCAAGGAGCAACAGCGUUAAGAAGGAUAUUACAAAUGAGUGCGAACGUAAACCAUUUGAAGUUUUCUUUUUGAGGGAAAACAAGAAUAUCUGCGAAGAAGAAAAAUCGGGUGCCCUCCAACAAGACAAUGCCAUACAAACAAUAGUUGACAUCACAAGAGACAUCAAAAAAAAUGAUAAUCACGCCCUUCACUACACACAUUUCCGGAGCACCGACAGCCCUUACAUCUGCAACGCCAGAGAGAAAACAAAGCAUGAAUCGACAGAAGCGGUUAUAAAUACGUUUCAAUUAAAAGAAGAAUUAGUCCAACACGGGGUCGCUGAGGAAGAGGCAGCCCGAAGGAUGCAUGGGAUGGCCGAGGAAGAGGCAGCCCGAAGGAUGCAUGAGGUGGCCGAGGAAGAGGCAGCCAGAAGGAUGCAUGAGGUGGCCGAGGAAGAGGCAGCCAGAAGGAUGCAUGAGGUGGCCGAGGAAGGGGCAGCCCGAAGGAUGCAUGAGGUGGCCGAGGAAGAGGCAGCCCGAAGGAUGCAUGAGGUGGCCGAGGAAGAGGCAGCCCGAAGGAUGCAUGAGGUGGUCGAGGAAGAGGCAGCCCGAAGGAUGCAUGAGGUGGCCAGGGAAGAGGCAGCCCGAAGGAUGCAUGAGGUGGCCGAGGAAGAGGCAGCCCGAAGGAUGCAUGAGGUGGCCGAGGAAGAGGCAGCCCGAAGGAUGCAUGAGGUGGUCGAGGAAGGGGCAGCCCGAAGGAUGCAUGAGGUGGCCGAGGAAGAGGCAGCCCGAAAGAUGCAUGAGGUGGCCGAGGAAGAGGCAGCCCGAAGGAUGCAUGAGGUGGCCGAGGAAGAGGCAGCCCGAAGGAUGCAUGAGGUGGCCAAGGAAGAGGCAGCCCGAAGGAUGCAUGAGGUGGCCGAGGAAGAGGCAGCCCGAAGGAUGCAUGAGGUGGCCAGGGAAGAGGCAGCCCGAAGGAUGCAUGAGGUGGCCGAGGAAGAGGCAGCCCGAAAGAUGCAUGAGGUGGCCAAGGAAGAGGCAGCCCGAAGGAUGCAUGAGGUGGCCAGGGAAGAGGCAGCCCGAAGGAUGCAUGAGGUGGUCGAGGAAGAGGCAGCCCGAAGGAUGCAUGAGGUGGCCAGGGAAGAGGCAGCCCGAAGGAUGCAUGAGGUGGCCAGGGAAGAGGCAGCCCGAAGGAUGCAUGAGGUGGCCAAGGAAGAGGCAGCCCGAAGGAUGCAUGAGGUGGCCAGGGAAGAGGCAGCCCGAAGGAUGCAUGAGGUGGUCGAGGAAGAGGCAGCCCGAAGGAUGCAUGAGAUGGUCGAGGAAGAGGCAGCCCGAAAGAUGCAUGAGGUGGCCGAGGAAGAGGCAGCCCGAAAGAUGCAUGAGGUGGCCGAGGAAGAGGCAGCCCGAAGGAUGCAUGAGGUGGUCGAGGAAGGGGCAGCCCGAAGGAUGCAUGAGGUGGCCAAGGAAGAGGCAGCCCGAAAGAUGCAUGAGGUGGCCAGGGAGGAGGCAGCCCGAAGGAUGCAUGAGGUCGCUGAGGAAGAGGCAGCCAGAAGGAUGCAUGAGGUGGCCAAGGAAGAGGCAGCCCGAAGGAUGCAUGAGGUGGCCGAGGAAGAGGCAGCCCGAAGGAUGCAUGGGAUGGCCGAGGAAGAGGCAGCCCGAAAGAUGCAUGAGGUGGCCGAGGAAGAGGCAGCCCGAAGGAUGCAUGGGAUGGCCGAGGAAGAGGCAGCCCGAAGGAUGCAUGAGGUGGAAGGGUCCAGAAGUGUGGUUGUAGCAGAAGAAGAAAUGGGUGGCGCAGGGAUACAAAUGGCGGAAGAAGUUGUGUGGCGAACUUGUGGUUGGGAGUCUGUUGUUGAUAUUGAAGAAAUCUCGACAAGUGAUGAUGACGUUUUUAGCUUUGAGGGCGUUGAACAGGUCGAUGCGUUGGGCUCCGUUGUUGGGAUGGAACAGAAUUGGCGCGGUUGCAUUGAGUCUGAGGAUCGAGGCUUUGGGAGUGAUGUCGUUGAAUGCAAAACGGUGUAUGAACCCCGUUCUGCCGUGUGCAGCGUUUCUUCUUGGGAGGCCAUGCCUGUUGAUGAAGAGGAAGAGGCGCUGCAAGGGCCUGUGGAAGCGGAAGGAUCUCAGCGGAAAGUUAUGGUUGACGUGCGUGAGGAAUGGAGGUUUCUAGCGAAGUCUCGUUUUGGGACGACUGAGAAGGAACGGAUAUUAUCGGCUUCGAGAAGUUACAGCGAUGAGUACAAGUGGCGGAUGCUGAAGAUGGUUAAACCGCCACCCGAUACACAACCGCCCAAACCAUUUAUUGGAUUUUCUUUAGCCGAGUUUCUUGUUGAGUCGUUCUUAAAGGUUGAUGGCUUGUAUGUGAAUGGACCCGCGUAUCAAGUGGGAAUUCGUAUUGACGACAUACUUCUUAGUAUUGAGGGGGAACGUGUUACGAGUAUCACUGAGGCUCGAAGGGCCGUGUCGAGGCACUGCCGUGUCGGUUGUCUGACGGACCUGACGCUUCAGCGAUCCGAUGGUGCGGUGUAUACUGUCUCUCUCUGGGUGAUGACCGCAGAGCCGCGUUUCAAGGAGGAACCAUACUUUUUUGAUGUUAGUCAACACAACCGUAUUCAGCGCCACCGUGCGACGACCGUGAUUGAAGGUACAUCAAGCAAAUAG